AUGAAGUUACAUUUAUUGUAAAAUAACUAAAAAAUAUUUAUCUGACAAAAAUAUAUAAAUCAUAUUUUUGGGCCCCAUGGAUAAUCCAUCUGGUUAUGGUCCUAUUUGGAUUUGGGCUUUGACAAUUCAUGUCCAAUAAACGAGAUUGUCCAACUCGACAAACCCAUUUGGACAUGGACAGCCCAAUUGACAUCCCUAGUCCUACGGAACAACUAUGAUGCUAAAUAAUAAAUCCAUAAAUGAAGAAGAAAGACAAAGAUUAUUAGUUAUCAGAAGAAGGUACAAAGAAUUACAUCUGAGCGAGAGAAAGAGUAAGAAGAAACUAGUGUUUUUAAACCCGGACCGACCCGAUGGUUGGACCGGGUUCGACCAUGAACCGGUUAUAUAGUCGGGUUGGGUCUAGUAAUUGGUUCGACCAUGAACCGACCACGUCGAUGGAUUGGAUUUCAAAGUUAUUAAACCGAUAAAAAUCACUAAAACUAUCAAAAAUCUAUAAACCAUCCAUUAAACAUAAAACUAGUUUAUAUUUAUAAUGUUUUAUGUUUUAAAUUUAUUUAUAUUUUAAUUAUGUAUCAUAUUUAAUAAUAUUACUUUAAAAUUUAUAUACUAAAAAUAUAUUGAACCAAAGUAUUGAACCAGGUUUGACCUGAUCGAAUCAUAUUGAACCGUGAUCCAAAAAAAUUUCGGUUCAGCUUCCGGUCUGGUUUUAAAAACGGUGGAAGAAAGAGAUGAAACAUGCGAGAGAAAGGAAGAAACACAAAUGAACUAACCAGAACCAUCUGAUUAUUUUUUAUCAACGGUUAGUAUUUGUAAUCCAUCAGCUAAUGGAUUGACCAAUAGAAAGAGAGAGAAAGGAACAAAUUGACCAAUAGAAAGAGAGAAAGAGAAUCUGUCGAAGGAAGAGAAAUGAGAUAAAAGAAAAAGAAAAAAAAGAAUUAAUUUCAUCUCUUGGAUCAAAUCUCAUCCAAGCGUGUUAAAUUGUUUAAGUGAAUGUAGAUUAGCUAAUAAGAUAUUCAUUUAUAUGUUAUUUGUUUUGGAGUUUGGGGUUUGAAAUUAAAAGUUGGAGACUAAGAUUUGAGAUUAAACUUAAAGUUUUUUGCCAUUAAGAUUUAGAGUUUAGAAUUAGUGUUUAAGGUUUAAGGUUUAAAUACAAGUUAUGAGUUUGAAUUUUCAAAAAAAAAAAUUUAAAACUAUAAAUUUUUAGUUGUAUAUUAGAGUAAUAAUGUUUACUAGACAGACUUAUAGCAUAUUUUAAUAAAUCGUAUAUAAAGCUACAUUAUGUGUUACAAAAAAAAAGCUACAUUCUAAUAAAUUAUAUACAUAUGACUUCAUUAUAAUUUGAUAACUUAGGGUUUAGGGUGUAUGCUUGUAGGUUUUAGGUCGAGUGUGUAGAAUUUGGGGUUUGGGUUUUAAGGUUUAGGGAUUGGCGCUCAUAUACAUACAUUUGUAGGUUAAGUUUAAAGUAUAUGGAGUUUGGGUUUGAAGUUUAAGUUUUCAUUGAUUAGGUUUUAGGGGUUGAUGAUAAUACACACAAAAUUUGUAAGUUUAGGUUAAAGUAUAUAAAAUUAGGGAUUUGGAGUUUAAGUUUUAAGUUUUAGGGAUUGGUUAUGAUACAUAUGUUAUUGUUAUUUAGUUACGUAUUUUUGUGGUUAUCUAUUGAUAAGUAUAAUAAUUAUAGAGACAAUUUAUCCCUACUUAAGACAUUGCUAUCUAGUUACAGAGACUAACAGAAUUUAUCUAGCUAGAGAUUGCUAAAGUUAGCUACAAAUUUAGCUACAAAAAUGAAAUUAUAUAUUCUCUCGCUAUUUUUGUAGCUAAUACAUUUAGCUACGGAAACGUCUUUGCCAAUCCGUAGCUAAUUUGAUGAAUUCUUGUAAUGAAGGUGUGAUGGAGUGGAUUUGAAUUUUUUUUCUUUUGUAUACUAUUUCCUUAAUUCUUUCUGUGUGUCUUUAUCUCAUACUAUCAAACGUUGAGAUCCCUAGUCCAUUAUGCCAGCAUACAUGAUUCAUGUAACAUACUUAUCAAAAAAAAAAAAUGAUUCACGUAACAUUAAGCAUAUAUAUAUAUAUUGCAAUAACACUCUUAUUAUUAGUCUAGAAAUAUUGGUUGGAAAGAAAAAGAAAUAUACAAAUACAAGAGGAUAAAACAAUAUCAUACAAUAAUUAAAAGGAGAAUAAGAGCAUCAGAUAGCCUGUCCACGUAGGCCAAGAAAAUCAUCCAAUGGGGAGCCGUUUUUUAUCCACGUCACGCGGGGGAUGGGCUGUUUUGUUUCCUUGAUCCGUAAGAUGUAAAAUUUGGCCCAAAAGCCCAAUCCAAAAUAAACGGAUUUUAAUCUACAAAGGGACAAAGGACAAAAAAAAAAUCUAUAACCACCAAAACUAAUCUCUUAUGGGACAAAUGAGUGUAAGUUAUGAUUAUACCCUUAAUGAAAGCUCAACAUCAACCAUUGGAUCUGAUUCUUCACGUUAUAAUCUGAGCCGUCCGAUCUUUAAAGAUGAAAUAUUUACAAUAAUGUCAUUAAUGAAACUUGUCUCUCAGCCGCUGGAUCUUAUGAGUCUGUUUUAAUCUUAGCCAUCAGAUUUUGUCUGGGUCCCACUGAAAAUUUAAUCACUCUUCUUCUUCUCCAUUUCUUCUUCAACCAUACCCAACCACGAAAAUUCAUUUCCUUCACCAACCAAACCUCUAUUCUUCAACUCUUCACCCACAAACCUUUACCUCUGUUUCUUAGGGUAUUUUUACAGGUUAUGACACCGUGAAACAUCCCAUUUGCGUCGUCCUUGGUUCUGAAAUCUAUUGGAAGUAUGGAUAGCAAUGGAUCUGUGGUGAUACACUUUGAACAUGGUGUAGACCGACAUAUUUCUACUUUGGUGAUGAAAGGAAGAUAUCAGGAGAUUACUUAUUCCCACUUGGUUGAUAGAAUAGGCAAAAAACUGAAGAUUGAUGUAGAUGCCACCAAGCUUCAACUGAGUUACUUUCCGCUGGUCUUGAAUAAUAAAAAUUCUUGUUAUAUCUUGGAUGAUGAAGAUGUUUUAGGAUAUUUGAUGAUGGUAGAUAAGAAGAACCGACGUUGUGUCUUGCAUGUGGAACUUGCCAAAAUCGUCUCAGAAAAUCAGAGCAAUGAGAUGUUUUCUAUGAAUGAGGAAAAUCUGAGUGAUGCCAGAGCUAAUGAUGGCAUGGUUGGAGUUGGAGAGUUGGAAAUUGUUCCUCAUAUUCAGGAGGAUGAGUUUGAGCAUGAGAAAAUCAGUGAAGAGGGUGAUGAAAUGGAUGAUAGGGAGGAGUUGCCGGCUGUUACAGCAGUUGAACCUCCUGUUGUCAAUUCAGAAUGGGAUGAUGGCAUUGAUAUUAGUCUUCAUCAAGAAUUUGCGACUAGAGAAGAAGUGAGGGAUUUAGUGGACAAAGGUGUGCAUUCCAAUUGUUUUGAGGUUGAUAUACAGAAGUUGAAUCCUCGGGUUUACAUAUUGAAAUGUCGUGGGGCUGGAUGCAGAUGGUAUUUACGAGCUGCAAAGCUGAAGAACUCUGAUUUUUUCUCUAUCAGAACGUAUAGAAAGAUUCAUACGUGCUCUCGUGGAGAUGCAAGUGUCAUGAAGAAGAAGAAAAGAGGCACGCCAAGCUUGGUCGCAUCAGUGGUGCACUCUGAUUAUCCCGGCAAAUACAAGACUCCGGAUCCAAAGACUCUCAUAGAUUUGGUGCAGAACAAGCUGGGUGUUAAGGUUUCAUAUUCUACGGCUUUGAGAGGGAAAAAUAAAGCUUUGAGUGAUUUACGUGGUAACCCGGAGGAGAGUUUUGCUAGGCUGCCAUCUUACUUGUACAUGUUACAAAGGAUGAAUCCUGAUACCAUUACACGAUUAGAAGUGGAUGAGAAGAACCAGUUUAAGUAUAUGUUCUUUGCGCUCGGAGCUUGCAUCGAAGGGUUCAAGGCGAUGAGGCAAGUGAUAAUAAUGGAUGGAACUCACCUGAAGGGUGUGUGCAAAGGAGUGCUUCUCAUUGCCACUGCUCAAGAUCCAGAUCAUCAUCAUUAUCCCCUUGCUUUUGCAGUAGUAGAUGGUGAGAAAAAUGCAAGCUGUGAGUGGUUUUUAACUAUAUUAAAAACUUUGAUACCAGAUGAUCCUCAGCUUGUAUUUUGUACUGAUAAAAACAAAAGCAUCAUCAAGAAAGUACACGAGGUAUACCCAUUGGCGGUCCAUGGAUAUUGCAAUUAUCACUUGUCUAAUAAUGUCAGCGGAGCUUGCAGCAAUGUUAACAAGAAAGGGGUUGCCAAAAAAUUUAGAAGUAUUGCUGGUAUUUACAGUGAGGUGGAGUUCAUCAAAUGCUACAACGAUUUCAGGAAAAUAUAUCCUCAAGCGGCCGAGUAUCUAGAUGACAGUGUUCAUGAGACAAAAUGGGCAAGAUGUAAAUUUCCGGGAGAAAGGUACAACAUAGACACAACCAACACUGUUGAAUCUAUCAAUGGUGUUUUGAAGGAACCAAGGAAAUAUGCGUUGUUGCCAAUGCUUGAUGUGAUCGUGGAAAAGAUAACAGAAUGGUUCAACAAAUACCGUCUAUUAUCUCUGCGCGUACCAGAGAGGCAGAUACUAAUCCCACAUGUGCAUGGGAUAUUGCAUCACAUAUAUCCUUCGGCUAAAAAGCUGAAGGUGACCGAGCUAAAUAUAUUUGAAGGUCACUACAAUGUGCUUGGCGAGGAUGGUCAUGGUUAUUUGGUUGAUCUGAGCAACAAAACAUGCUAUUGUAGGUGUUUUGAUAUUGAUAGGUAUCCUUGUGUGCAUGCACUUGCUGCCAUCAUGGCGCGUGGAGAAAUGGCUGAACAUUAUUGUUCUAGGUAUUACUGGAUGGAGCAGUGGACUUUGGCAUAUUACAGGACAAUAUAUCCAGUGCCUCAUCAUUCAACAUGGGAAAGUUCUGAAAUUCCUGAGGAAAUCCGAUAUCAGGUUGUCCUCCCUCCGUAUGUGGAGAAAAAAAAAGGAAGACUACAAGUUACUAGAUUCCCAUCUGCCGGAGAAUAUCGGAGGAAGAGAAAGAAGAAGUUUCCACCAUUGAUUGGUGAAAACGAAGAAAGUGGCAGUGAUGGCAGUGACAGUGAUAGCAGUGGUAGUGACAGCAGUGACAGCAGUGGAAAUGGGAACGAAGGAGGUGACAACGAAGGAAGUGGUAACGAAAAAAAUGAUGAAUGAGUCUCAUUUGUGUUGUAGAAUUUAUUUGUGUGUUGUGGAACUUAUUUGUGUUGUAGAAUUUAUUUAUGUGUUGUGGAACUUUAUUUAUGCAUUAUGUUGUUUCAAUCAGGUAAUACAGGUGCAACAUGGUAAAACUUGAUAAAAUAUAACACUCAUAUAUUUGUGUUGUCUUACUGGUACAACUCGUAAAACUCAAAUAGGUUCGACUGGUAAAUCUAGUACAACUAUGUCUAAUUUACUAAAAUAGGAUCUACUAGUAUAACUAGUACAACUGUGCAGGUUGUAAAAUUUAAAUAUUCUUUUGGGUGUUCCCUAUUAAAAAACCAAUCAAAUAGUCUAAUUUUUAAGUGUUUGGAAAGGUUUCUUUGUGUUUUGUAUUGUGUUCUUUUUUUUUUUUAGAUUUCUAACUCCAUCACAAAAGCUUGUUUGAUCUACCUUAUACUUUUAAGGUUUGUUAACUUGUUUGUCACUUAUUUUUUUCAAAACAUACAUGACAAGUAUUUUCACAAUAGUGAUGAUUUCAUUGUAUCCGGGCAAGCAUAUGUAAACAUACAACAGUGGUACAACUAAGGUAAUUGUAUUUUUUAUAUGGUACAACUAAUAUUUUCCGAUUUCACUGCCAAAGUAUAACUAUGUACAAAUUGGUACAACUAAUAAACUAGUACAACUAUGUGAAACU
Messenger RNA from Brassica napus (rape), 5847 nucleotides. RefSeq lists its product as uncharacterized. The record is from RefSeq and is a predicted model, not a curated record. NCBI's taxonomy places the organism in Eukaryota, Viridiplantae, Streptophyta, Magnoliopsida, Brassicales, Brassicaceae. The coding region runs from base 2802 to 5168 and encodes 788 amino acids. The transcript has 2 exons. Gene Ontology annotation, molecular function: zinc ion binding.